AUGGCUUCAACUAACCUCCAUUUCCUCCUUAAAUGGUUUAUGCUAUUAGCCCUUUUCAGUUGGGUGCAUUUCCCAUCUAGGGCACUUGCCAUUGGUGUAAACUGGGGACGAAUGGCGUCGCACCCUCUCCCGCCGGCCCAGGUGGUUCAGCUGUUGAAGGCGAAUAAAGUGACUAAAGUCCGGCUCUUUGAUGCUGACCCUGAUGUUCUCGAAUCCCUGGGCGGUUCCGACAUUGGUGUUAUUGUUGGUGUUCCUAAUACUAUGCUCCGCAGCUUGAACUCCUCGCUUAAGGCUGCUGAGAAUUGGGUUCAUGAUAAUCUUACCCGAUAUGUUUCUGCUGGAGCUUCGAGUGCCGUCCAAAUAGAAUACAUAUCUGUUGGGGACGAUUCAUUUCUUCAGAGUUAUGGCAAACAAUUUUAUCCUUUUGUUGUUGGUGCUGCUGCAAAUCUCCGGACUGCUCUGAUCAAAGUUGAGCUGGCCGAAAAGAUUAAAAUUGUCAUUCCUUGCAGUUAUGAUGCAUUCCUGUCGGAAUCUGGCCUACCUUCGGGCGGACAAUUUAGAACUGAUAUCAAUAAAACCAUGUCUGAAGUGCUGACAUUUUUAAGCAAGCAUAGAUCUCCAUUCUUUGUGACAAUUUCCCCAUUCCUGAGUUUCCACCAGACCAAAAAUAUAUCCCUUGACUUGGCUCUCUUCAAACAAACAGCACGUCCUCGUAAUGACAGUGGUAAAUCCUACAGAAAUGGCUUCAAUCUGAGCUAUGAUACGCUCGUGAUGGCCCUGUCAAGUGCUGGUUUUCCUCAUCUGGAUGUGAUCAUUGGUCAGAUUGGUUGGCCUACAGAUGGAGCAGCCAAUGCUACUUCAUCCAUAGCCCAAGAUUUCAUAAGAGGCCUAUUGGGUCACCUCGACAGAUCUGGAACUCCACUGAGGCCUCAAACUCCACCUUUGGAGACUUAUAUUUUCAGCCUUCUAGAUGAGGAUCAGAAAAGCACAGUCGCUGGGAAUUUUGAGAGGCACUGGGGCAUCUUUACUUUUGAUGGCCAAGCCAAAUACCAGGUUGAUUUAAGCCAUGGAUCCAACAGACUAGUGAAUGCGCAGAAUGUGCAGUACCUUUCUUCCAAAUGGUGUGUCGUAAACAAUAAUAAAGGCAUGUCCAAUCUAACUGCACAAGCUUCGCAAGCUUGUUCUACUGCAGACUGUAGUGCACUCUCAUUAGGUGGUUCCUGCUACAAUCUAUCUUGGCCUGCAAAUGUUUCGUAUGCUUUUAACAGCUACUAUCAACAGCAUGAUCAAAGGGCUGACAGCUGUGCCUUUGGGGGCCUAGGUUUGAUCACCACUGUUGAUCCUUCAGUCGGAAGUUGCAGGUUCCCAAUUGGACUCAGGAGUUCGCUCUCAGCACCGGUUGACCGAUCUACUAUGUUCCACCUGUUCAUCUCACAAGUUGUAACCAUAGCCAUUUUGUCUUGUUUAAUGAGGGAAACUUGGUGA
Messenger RNA from Oldenlandia corymbosa var. corymbosa, 1485 nucleotides. Lineage: Eukaryota; Viridiplantae; Streptophyta; Magnoliopsida; Gentianales; Rubiaceae. The record is from the annotation of a GenBank genome assembly.